Molecule: messenger RNA, 2469 nt
Organism: Durusdinium trenchii
Lineage: Eukaryota; Dinophyceae; Suessiales; Symbiodiniaceae
Source: the annotation of a GenBank genome assembly
AUGGCGAUGGGCGACCAAGAACGGGUUCAGACACGCGGUCUUGACCACGCGGUCUGGCCGACCGAGGUCCACGCUGUUCCCCUUCGUCCGCAAAUGGACUUCCCAAAAGGAACCCAGGCCAAUGAUAGCCGAUGUAGCGAUAUAUAUCGGGAUCAGGAGACCCGACCGUCGAAUGAAGCUCGUCCGCGGCGCCGAGAUGAAGCGCGAUCGCAGGGCCACGAGAAGGAACCUUUGGGCGAUCGACAGUAUGGCCUGUCAGAGACCUAUGGGAUGGGACCGAAAACGCAAAGGAUGGCAACGGUCAAUGGGCAGCGCGUUUGCGCGGAGGGCUACGGCGAGGAAGAGAAGGAACGGCUCAUGGACGUGCAGCCGGAGGCGGAGUUGCGACGCUUGAUGGGUUCUAAGGAUCUGGUCUUGGUGCUGGAGAUCUACUGCGCGCUGGCGCCCAAGGAACGCGUGGACCGGCACUCCUUGGGGCAGAUCAUCAAGGAGGAGCUCCAGACGUUGUUGUCGGAGUCGAAGAAGCGAGGGCGGGCUCGAGCACUUCGAGAGCUGAAGGAAAGAGAGCGACGCGUGCGCGGGGUUGACCUUUGGAUAGGCGCAGCAAUCCACGUGGCGAUCACCCACUCGAAUUGCUCGGCCGUCAACAUCGAGACCUUAGCGGAGAAAGACAAGAUGACGCGGGUCGCGCCGUCGACCGUCGACGGUCGCUUAGCACACGUCACCAUUAAUGCCAACGAGCGAUCUUGCAAUGCCAUGCGGCCAACAUGGCGACAGGUGAGCUUCUUUCUUCGGAUGGAGGAGCUGAAGACAGACCACCGCCAAGCGGUGGUCUUCGUGGUCGGUGGUGAGCAGCCCUUGGAGCUGGUCCGGAAGGUGUAUUUUCGAUGGAAGGAGAGCAGCCAAUCGACCUGGGAGCCACCAAAGCUCAUGGGACAAAAGCGUGCAGCCUGGCAAGACCGGUCGGCAUGGCAUGCCUGGAAGUUGCCUGAGCAGGUGAACCACUUGAGGGUGCUGAGGUUCGUGCUCUGGCAAAGAUGGGUUGGUUCGAUGCCAGCCUCACUGGACGAGGGCGCUCUCUACCCAGUAGGCUUGGAGAGCCGCUUCGCCUAUCUCUUUGACAGCCCGUCCGGAGGCCACAGGAGCAAUGCAGAUGCGGAUCGAACGGUGGCAACGGGUGGCAACGGGUGGCAACGGGUGGACGACUUCACUUUGGUUAAUUCGGCCUCAAAGAAGAAGGCCCUCGAAGUUGCGCGGGAAGCCAAUCUGGAGGUGCUGAACCAGCAUGGGCAGACGCUGAUGUUCGCCGCGGCGGGGCGGCCGAGCAGCAAGGGCGGCGCCGAGGAGAUUUGCCAGGUCUUAGAGGCCCGAGGACUGGAUCCCUCGGCUCGCGAUGUGUAUGAUCAGACCCCUCUCUUCGCUGCUGCCCAGGAGGGCAACCUCCAAUGUGCUUCAUGGCUGAUCUCGCAGGGCUGCCACGUGAACCACUCGGACUUGAGAGGACAAACGCCUCUCUGUAUCGCCUUCAGGCACAGUCAAAUGGAGAUGGUCCUGAAGCUCACCAAUGAACUUGGCGCCUCCAUGCACCCAAAGGACCUUCAUGGCCGUCGGCCGCCCUUCUUUGGCAACCCCAUCUUCCGCAAGGCCUUCAUCGCCAAGCGCAAGAACCAACCGGAGACGCCCUCGCCCAAGCGCCGGCGCCUCGAGCGCGAGGACUCCACGGCGCUCUGGAAGCGUUUCCGCGGGGACUUGGCGUAUCGCUGCCAGGGCCCAGAGGUCAUGCGUGAGUGGGCCUUCCUAGAUGAGGACGUUCCAGAUGACACAGUUCCCAAGAACUGUCAGGUCUGGGCUUCCAACAAUGAGUAUGAAGUGGUCGUCCCACCACCCGAAGCUACACCACGAAUUCGAGUGCUUGAGAGGGAGUUCCUGUUAGACCACGCCGACUACCUCGCCGGGUACGAGCUCUGCCGCGCCAUGUCGCCCGACGAGUGGGCGGACUUCAGCGGCGUGCCCGUCAACGAGCCAGACGCUCACAAGAUCAUUUGGAACCUCCUGAAGCCCGAAAAGUUCUCAGACGUGCUUCUCGUGGCGGUCGACAAGGCUUUUCGAGAGAUCCACGGUUAUAUCCACCUGCGAUUGGAGGAGCCAGCCAUGGAGGUCUGCUAUUUGAAGGUGCAACGUGAGAUGCAGCGGAAAGGUCUAGCGCGGAUGUUGAUUGAGGGCGGCAUCCAAUCCGCGCGCGCCAGGGGCUGGAAUUUUCAAGAGAUGUAUUUGAACGUGGCGUUGAAGAACAAUGCAAUCGGCUUCUACGAGAAGAUGGGCUUCAAGCCCGUCGGCCCGGCGCGGAAGCCGCGGUCCGUCUUUGCCGAGUGGACGACGAUGAGGAAGCCGACGCCGGCGCCCGUCGUGGCCGUCGCUGCGGCCGCGCCGGCCGCGCCCGCCGUGGACGUGGUGGAAGUGCCGCCCUGA